This is a messenger RNA of Paramuricea clavata, 3688 nucleotides long. NCBI's taxonomy places the organism in Eukaryota, Metazoa, Cnidaria, Anthozoa, Malacalcyonacea, Plexauridae. The record is from the annotation of a GenBank genome assembly.
UGCAAAGAGGACCCGGAAAUAUUUAGAAGAACAGCAAGACAUUGGGCCCAGGUCUAUGCGAAUGGUGAGUUUCCAUCCACCAUGAUUGCAGACGUACUUCCAAAGCGACACUACCUCCAUAGUCUCCAUAGUCUGACGGACUUUAACUCCAAAUUCAAGAUGUACUCUUCUAAACUGAGUUGAAUUAAGAAAUCUAGUGUUGCAGGCCAGCUGCAGCUGGAGCUAGGCUGUUCGAUACUGGACCUAUACUGGCUAACAGAUCCAAAAACGAUUGACUAUUUCUACGGAAAUCAAAUCUAUAGACUUGCCAUGCGCAUACUCACUACUUUUUUGGGCUUACAGUAGUUUCAACCCCGAAUGAUCCACAUUGUAUGGAAGGAGUUAUUCUUGCCUUUUACCUUAAUGAUUGCUGUACGCUUCACGUCUAGUAUUUCUCGAUACAUUUGUAUAGCUCUUUCUUGUGACUUUUUGCUAUAGCCUAGGCUAAACUUUGCGUGUUUAAUGACAGUUUCCACGAUUUCUUUUGAUCAUGCAUGUAGGCCUCGUGUAAUGUAGUAUUUGUUAACUGAGAAUACCCGUCCACUUUUCCUUGUUCGUUUUAACACAUGAAUACGAAACGCAGUUAUCAUUUGGAAAUAGUUUGAGCUUAAUGUUUUAAGAUGAUAUUGCAAGAAUAUGUUGUUUGUUAACAAAUUCGUGUUUGAUGAACGAAACAGUUAUACUGUAGAUUGCAUAUUUUGGGGAAAUUAUUGACGUUUACUGUUACGAUACAGUAUUAAUACAAGUAUUGAGUUUCAAAAUGAGCUGGUAUUCUCUUCGUAUUUACCAUUUUACUCUUUUGCAGCUCCUGGUAACUCGUAUGGAUUUGAGGAAAAGAUUAGAAAUUUACAAGAAAUGGGAUUUGACGAGGUACUCUGUCGUUCAAAUUUGGGUAUUUAUAUAUUUAUUGACAAUCUUUGACAUCUUAGACCAAUACCAUGUCUAUAGUAAAGGAUUGUUUUUCACGUGGUGGUGUAUGUACUGUACAGUAUAUACACUAAUAACAAAUAAAGACAACUAUUUUAUCAACGCCGUAAUCAUAGUAGUGUAAAACAGUUGAGGAGAAGGACUUUCCAAAUAUCUGUCAAAUAUGCUGAAAAUUCAGUGGCGAAACUACCUGCGAGCUACAAACCUAUUGCAAACACAUCUUGUUGGCAAGUUGUUGGAACAACAUCGUCACAACUUGUUAACAAGCUUGCUGCAUGUAAACCUGUUGUGAACAAAUCUUGUUGACAAGUUGCUGGAACAGCGUUGUCACAGCUUGUUAACAAGCUUGCUACAAACCUAUUGCAAACACAUCUUGUUGACAAGUUGUUGGAACUGCAUUGUCACAACUUGUUAACAAGCUUGCUACAAACAUAUGUAUUACAAACACAUCUUGUUGAGAAGUUGUUGGAACAGCAUUGUCACAACUUAUUAACAAGCUUGCUACAAACCUAUUACAAACAUAUAUCAUGAUUAUUAGAUUACACUGAUAUAGAAUGAACUAGACUCAGUUCCGAAAUAUCGCAUACUCGAACCGACCUGACCGCGUAGCUCAGUUGGCAGAGCAUUGUGCUAGUAUUCCAAAGGUCGUAGGUUCGAAUCCCACCGUGGCCAGGCAUAUUUUUCAAGCCUGCCCGGUGUGGAUAUACACUCAGAAUAACAUCACACAAGCAUCUUAUUCACCUGAGUGCAUUACACCAACACAGCAAACACAUUUUGUUGAAAAGUUGUUGGAAUAGCAUUGCCACAACUUGUUAACAAGCUUGCUACAGUACAUGUAAACCUGUUGCGAACAAAUCUUGCUGACAGGUUGUUGGAACAGCAUUGUCACAACUUAUAUUAACAAGCUUUCUACAAGCCUGUUGAGGAGAUAUCUUGUUGACAAAUUGUUGGAACAGUAUUGUCACAACUUGUUAACAAAGUUACAUGUUAUCACACUUAAAAACGCACAAGUUGUUACAGGUCAGCAAACAAGUUGUUACAAAUCUGUUCACAAACGGCCAACAAGUUGUGUUCGCACUGCUUGUUCCCAGUUGUUGUAACAAGUUUGGAACAAGCUGUUAACAACUUGUAACAGGCUUGAUGCAUUAUCAAACUUGUUACAAGGUUGUUCUGACAAGUCUGAUACUGUACAGUCAUGAUGUAACAAGAAUGUUACAAGGUUGACGGCACAAUGUUGUAGCAACAUUGUUUUUCAUGAUUGUAUUAGACUGGUUGGAACAACCUUGCAACAAGUCUGAUAGUAUCAACAAGAUUGUUAUAAGUUGUUUUAAACAGUUUGUUCCAAAUUUGUUGACAACCUGGGACAAGCAGUGCGAAGACAACUUGUUGACGGCUUGUUGGCAGACUUGCUACAAGAUGUGAGAUUUUUGCGUAUGUACAAAUCUCACAUCUUGUAGCAAGUGUUUCAACAAGCCGUCAACAAGUUGUGUAAGCCGUCAACAAGGGCAAGUGGUCAAGAAAGUAAAGUCACACCACUGCACUAUUGUUUUCAAAAAUAUAUUUUUAAACCAUUUUGAAAUAUUAAAAAUUUAUUUGCUAACUUGUUAACAGUUGCUGGGAGUUUUUUUCAUUGUGUUUUUAUUCCUGUUAAGGCUAUAAAUUGCUGUUUUUCAUUCGCAAAACUCCGGUAAUUCUUGAGCCGCCAUCAUGUUUUCUCUACUAGCAGGAUACGAGUUAAUAUCCUAAUAGUCAGCCGAUCAGAUUGCUGCCUAGCUUAUAUCCGGUAGUUGUCCACAUAAUAAUGUAUAUUAUACGUUUAAUGUCUCCUUCUGAGGGAAAUAGUUUUGUUUUCCCGAUGGUCUCAAUGUCCCAAGACGAAGUCGAGUUUUUAAAACAAAUGAACUAUUUCGUGCCGAAACAAAAAUCACCAACAUUCAUAUACAACAAUGGUAUUUCAUGACAAGUGUAAGGCGUAAAAAAAAAUACCUGUCGUUCCGGUUCCCGACCGACCCUAUUUUUUUCCGCCGACCCUAUUAUUUUUUCAACGCAAUUGACCAUGCGACCCUAUUUUCUCCAGGUGGUUACGAGCUGCUCAUACAGCGUGCCAAAAUGGCGUCUGUUGUCACACUAAUUAUUGAACCAAAUUGCCUAAAUUCGUCCAUAGGAAAUACCCAUCUCUAGUUAAUAUUGAUGUCGGGACUCUACUGCAAAUCGCCCAGCAAAAAAACCCCCGCCAAAACCAUGAAAAAAUAUUGAAAAAAAAGAAGCUAUUUCCAACCUACGGACCCUAAUUUUUUCACCAUAUGAAACCGGAACCACAGGUAUUUUUUUUACGCCUAGUGUAAGUAAGUUUAAAAUUAAAAGGAUCUACAGUACUUAAAUGGUUUCAGCAGCAUAUCCUGCUGCCUAAUGUGUAUUUUUCUUCUCUUUCGCAUUCUUUAUUUUAACACAAACUUGGAAAAUCGUAGUUCAUAAACUCGCGAGUUGUGCCGCCAUUUUGUUUAUUGUACAUAGCAUUGCAUUGCAUUUAUCUAAAGUCAUGCGACCACAAAUCAGCCAAUCAUGUUUGGUGUGCGCCCUAGCCAUAUGUAUACCAAGUCAUAUAUACAGUUUACAGCAUUGUAAAUAUAUUUUCUUAUUUUCUUAGAAUAAAAGUCGAGUGUCGUUGUCAACACACAACUGGAAUCUAGAAAGAGCCGUGGAAUCAUUAUUUAAUAGCUAG